Messenger RNA from Canariomyces notabilis, 1848 nucleotides. RefSeq names its product WD40 repeat-like protein. Gene Ontology annotation, cellular component: cortical actin cytoskeleton. Gene Ontology annotation, biological process: actin filament depolymerization. NCBI's taxonomy places the organism in Eukaryota, Fungi, Ascomycota, Sordariomycetes, Sordariales, Chaetomiaceae. Gene Ontology annotation, molecular function: actin filament binding. Bases 1 to 1848 code for a protein of 615 amino acids. The transcript has 2 exons. The record is from RefSeq and is a predicted model, not a curated record.
AUGUCGAUUGAACUCGAGAAGAUCUUGGCCGCAUCCCCUGCAACAACGCGGGGCCAGCCUACGCAGCUCUCAUGCGACGCCAAAGGAGAGCGCAUUGCAUAUGCUUCUGGCAAGUCCAUCUACCUGCGGAACAUCGACAACCCCGCCCUCAGCAAGCAAUACACGGGCCACACGACCACGACAACGGUAGCCAAGUUCUCCCCGUCGGGCUUCUGGGUGGCCUCGGGCGAUGUCUCAGGGAAGGUACGCGUGUGGGACGCCGUCGAGGCGGUCAACACCAAGGGCGAGUACGCCAUCAUCUCCGGACGGAUCACCGACAUUGCGUGGGACGGCGACAGCCAGCGGCUCAUCGCCGUCGGUGACGGCCGCGAGCGCUUUGGCCACUGCAUUACGGCCGACAGCGGCAAUAGCGUCGGCGAGGUCAGCGGCCACAGCAAGGUUAUCAAUGCCGUCACUGUGCGCCAGCAACGGCCCCUGCGUGCCGCCACCGUCUCUGAUGACAGCACCAUGUGCUUCCUACAUGGCGCACCCUUCAAGUUUGCAACCAAGGCCGCGGGGCUGCACAAGGGCUUUGUGAUGGGCGCGGCGUUUAGCCCAGAUGGUGCGAUGCUUGUUACUGUUGGCGCAGAUAGGAGGAUCCAGCUGUACGAUGGCAAGACGGGAGAGCCGACAAAGCAGAUCGGCGAGGGUGCGCACACCGGCAGCAUUUUUGCUGUGAGCUGGGCGAAGGAUUCGAAGCGGUUCGUGACGGCGAGUGCGGACCAGACAGUGCGGAUAUGGGACGCUGAAGGCGGCGAGUGCCUGCAGACAUGGCGGCUUGGGCCGGAAGGGAGCGUCAGCGUGGCCGACCAACAAGUUGGUGUAGUAUGGCCGCACGGCAGGAGUGAUGGGCUUAUUAUCAGUCUAAGCCUGAGCGGUGACAUUAACUAUCUCACCGAGGGGAGCGCCCAGCCUAUCAAAGUAGUUCAGGGGCACAAUAAGAGCAUAACUGCGCUGGGGGUGGGGUCUGACGGCAAGGGGAGCACCGUCUCCACGGGCAGUUUUGACGGCCGGGUGUGCAGCUGGGACGUCUCUACUGGCAUUGGGAGUGUGGUAGAAGGCCAAUCCCACUCCAACCAGGUGACGCAAUUUGCCUCUACAGCAGGCCAGACAUUCAGCGUAGGGUGGGAUGAUACGCUCCGCAUCAUCCAGGAGUCGACGAACAACUUCCUCGGUACCUCGAUCCCGCUGGGCGCCCAACCAAAGGGCAUUUCCGCCAGCUCCGGUGGUCACGUCUUCGUAGCCCUCAACAACGGCAUCGCCGUCUACAAGGCCAAUCAACUGCUCGGCCAGCUCCCCACCGAUUUUACGCCAACCACGAUAGCAGCGGAUGGCUCGCUCGUGGCCGUUGGUGCCAACGAGAACGCCGUGCAAGUCUAUAGUCUCGACAACAACAGCGGCGAACUCUCUCCCAGAGCCAGACUGACCAACUCAACCGCUCAGAUCUCCACCUUAUCUUUCUCACCGGACGGCAAGCACCUGGCUGCGGGUAACGCAUCGGGCAAGAUUGUGGUGUACAAGACGAGCACCGGGACAUCAUCAUGGGAGGUGGCGACGGACCGGUGGUCGGCGCACACGGCGCGCGUGCUUUGCAUCGCCUGGAACCGGGCCGGUACACACGCCGUCAGCGGCGGGCUCGACACCAACGUACACGUGUGGAGCCUGGCGAAGCCCGGGAGCAGAGUCAAGGCGGCCAACGCGCACAAGGACGGCGUGUACGGCGUGGCUUGGGUGGACGGGGACCAGAAGGUUGCGAGCGCCGGGGGGGACGCAGCCGUGAAGAUAUGGGCGGUCAAGGGCCUUCAAUAG